Molecule: messenger RNA, 565 nt
Organism: Podospora pseudocomata
Lineage: Eukaryota; Fungi; Ascomycota; Sordariomycetes; Sordariales; Podosporaceae
Exons: 2
Coding region: 41-484 (147 amino acids)
Cellular component (GO): membrane
Source: RefSeq, a predicted model, not a curated record
GCCCCCACAAGCUUAAUUCGACAUCAACACAAAUCACAGAAUGCCUGCAGAAGACGAGUCCUCUCCCCUUCUCCCUCGACCUUCAUCCUCUUUGCAAACCCAAACAAUGGCAAGCAGUGCGAUUUUCUGGAAAGUUGCUGCCAUUUCUGGUGCGACCGCUGUCGGCUUCGGGGCCUUUGGAGCUCACGGUCUCAAGAAGCGGAUUGCAGACCCCGCGAAACUAGCGAGCUGGGGAACUGCUGCCCAGUACCAGUUGAUCCACUCCGUCGCGCUGCUCAUGGCUUCCGGCAAUCCAGUCGCCGCCUCACUCUUCACUGCCGGCAUGACAAUGUUCAGUGGAUCCAUCUACGCUUUGACGUUGAACCCUGAAAAGUUCAAGUUUCUGGGCCCGGUCACGCCAAUCGGCGGAGUCUGUCUCAUUGCUGGGUGGUUGGUGUUGGCUUUUGGCAAGAGGGGAAGUCCUCCCAGGUUCCCGAGAUUUUAGGUAUCGUGAUGCUCACAAGGCGGAACUGGAAUUACUAAAUAAAUCAUCUCAACUCUGACAAGGGAAAGAUCGUUGCUAUGA